Messenger RNA from Carlito syrichta (Philippine tarsier), 1833 nucleotides. RefSeq names its product forkhead box A3 (gene FOXA3). Bases 70 to 1104 code for a protein of 344 amino acids. The transcript has 4 exons. Gene Ontology annotation, biological process: regulation of transcription by RNA polymerase II; cell differentiation; anatomical structure morphogenesis. Lineage: Eukaryota; Metazoa; Chordata; Mammalia; Primates; Tarsiidae. The record is from RefSeq and is a predicted model, not a curated record. Gene Ontology annotation, molecular function: RNA polymerase II cis-regulatory region sequence-specific DNA binding; protein domain specific binding; DNA-binding transcription factor activity, RNA polymerase II-specific.
CUGAGAGAUCCAGAGCACUCGGGUCCCCCGGGGCCGGAGCGGGGGCGCGUGGGGGCGCUGGCCCGGGGGAUGCUGGGCUCGGUGAAGAUGGAGGCCCACGACCUGGCCGAGUGGAGCUACUACCCCGAGGCGGGCGAGGUCUACUCUCCGGUGACCCCAGUGCCCACCAUGGCCCCCCUCAACUCCUACAUGACCCUGAACCCUCUGAGCUCUCCCUAUCCCCCCGGAGGGCUCCCUGCCUCCCCACUGCCCUCAGGACCCCUCGCACCCCCGGCCCCCACCGCGCCCCUGGGUCCCACCUUCCCAGGCCUGGGUGCCAGUAGCGGUGGAGGCAGUGGCUCAGGGUACGGAGGCCCGGGCCCAGGGCUGGGGCCCGGGAAGGAGAUGCCGAAAGGGUACCGGCGGCCCCUGGCCCAUGCCAAGCCGCCAUAUUCUUACAUCUCACUUAUCACCAUGGCCAUCCAGCAGGCGCCAGGCAAGAUGCUGACCCUGAGCGAGAUCUACCAGUGGAUCAUGGACCUCUUCCCCUACUACCGGGAGAACCAGCAGCGCUGGCAGAACUCCAUCCGCCACUCGCUGUCCUUCAACGACUGCUUCGUCAAGGUGGCACGCUCCCCAGACAAGCCGGGCAAGGGCUCCUACUGGGCCCUGCACCCCAGCUCAGGGAACAUGUUUGAGAACGGCUGCUACCUGCGCCGCCAGAAGCGCUUCAAGCUGGAGGAGAAGGUGAAGAAAGGGGCGAGGAACGGGACAGGGUCUGCGGCCGCGCCCACCGCCCCGGCAGCCACUGUGGCCUCCCCGCCCCAGCCCCCACCACCAGCCCCCGAGCCCGAGGCCCAGGGCGGGGAAGAUGUGGCAGCCCUGGACUGUGGCUCGCCCCCUGCCUCGGCACCCUACUUCACCGGCCUGGAGCUCCCCGGGGAGCUGAAGCUGGACGCGCCCUACAACUUCAACCACCCUUUCUCCAUCAACAACCUGAUGUCGGAACAGACGCCCGCGCCUCCCAAACUGGACGUGGGGUUUGGGAGCUACGGGGCUGAGGGUGGGGAGCCCGGGGUCUACUACCAGGGCCUGUAUUCCCGCUCUCUGCUGAACGCAUCCUAGCAGGGGGGUGGGAAGACGGUGGUGGGUAUGGAUUAGCUCACACCAUCAGGCUCUUGGGGCCCAAGCCUUCUGGUGACACUUGGCUGAUCCCAUCGGUGAACAUCUUGGUCAGUCUAUUACUUACUGUGACGACUGCUGUCUCCGUGGGCAUCGUGUUGGUCCGUUGGGUACUGUGACAACUGCCACGGACAUCUUGGUGGCCCAUUGGGUACUGUAAAGACUGCCCUGUUGAUGGAUGUUAUUGGUUGGUCCCCUGGGUGUUUUGCUGGCCACCAUCUGGGAUGCAUUUGUGUGUGAUGGUGGUACCAUUUCAGUGACAUCUUAGACCUGUUGGGUGUUGUGAUCACUUAUUUUUUGGUGGACUUUUUGGCAUAGUAGAUGCCAAGUUGACCACCAACUUGGAUAGCAUCUUUUUUGGCCCAUUGGGUGCUUUGAUGGCCACCAUGCUGGCUGGGUGACAUUAUCAGUGGGUCAUCGUGCCCCACGAUGGCCACCACAACCCUGUGUUGGUCAUGUCGUCACCACCUCUUUGGUGUGGGUUGGUUGAGGAAUGGAGAUGACAAUACUUCUUGGUUUUCUCUGAAGCUCAUCCCAUCCCCCAGCUCUGGUCCAGGAGAAAUCAGAAAGGGCUGGCUAGGGUGAGGGGAAUCUCUACUGAUGUCUGGUUCUUGCCUGGGAAGCGGGAUACCGGCUGUGUUUGACCAUUAAAGGCACCGUUUCCGCCUCUUA